UUCAAUCAAAGGGAAGGCAGAGGGAAGGGAGGCUCUGCGGAGAGAUGUAAGAUGGCAGAGCUACAAAUGUUGUUAGAGGAAGAGAUUCCGGCCGGCAAAAGAGCGCUUGUAGAGAGUUACCAAAACCUCACCAGAGUAGCAGACUACUGCGAGAACAAUUAUGUCCAGGCGCAGGACAAGAGGAAAGCUCUGGAGGAGACCAAAGCCUACACCACCCAGUCCCUGGCCAGCGUGGCCUACCAGAUCAAUGCCUUAGCCAACAAUGUUCUCCAGCUGCUGGACAUCCAGGCCUCGCAGCUGCGGCGCAUGGAGUCCUCCAUCAACCACAUCUCCCAGACUGUGGACAUCCAUAAAGAGAAGGUGGCCAGGCGGGAGAUCGGGAUCCUGACCACCAACAAGAACACGUCGAGGACCCAUAAGAUCAUAGCGCCAGCUAAUAUGGAGCGGCCGGUCAGGUACAUCAGGAAGCCCAUUGACUACACUGUACUGGACGACGUUGGCCAUGGCGUCAAGCAACAUGGAAACAAUCAGUCAAUCAGAGGAGGAACGCUAUCGAGGACCAAUCCGCCGACGCAGAAGCCACCGAGCCCUCCCAUGUCAGGGCGCGGCACGCUCGGACGCAACACGCCCUUCAAGACCCUGGAGCCAGUGAAGCCGCCGACGGUGCCCAACGACUACAUGACCAGCCCCGCCCGGCUAGGCAGCCAGCACGGGCAGCAGCACAGCCCCGGACGCACGGCGUCGCUCAACCAGAGGCAACGCACACACAGUGGAAGCAGCGGGGGUAGCAGCAGCAGGGAGAACAGCGGCAGCAGCGGUAUUGGCAUUCCCAUCGCCGUGCCUACACCCUCCAUCCCCAACUCUGGACCAGUCCCGCCCAUGUCCGCUCCCCCUCCUCCUCCUCCACCACCACCUCCACCACCCAUGGCCGGGCUCGGCCCCCCUGCACCACCACCACCGCCGCCGCCGCCGUUAGUGGUGGCCCCUGGGCCUGGUCUGGGCCCCGCUCCAAUGUCCCAGUUUGGAACCAUCUCGCGGCAGAUUUCGCGGCACAACCCCUCCAACUCCUCUGUCUCUAUGGUUUCGGCCACGGGCACCUACCGCCGGGCGCCGUCGGUCACUUCCCAGUUCUCCUUGCAGCAGCAGCAACAACUACAGCAGCAGCAGCAGCAGCAGCAGCAGCAGCAACAACAACAGCCUCAUAUUAAUGGAGGCACUCCUGGCUAUGGCCAGAACUCAAUGUCUAUCGCUCCUCCUCCUCCCCCCAUGCCCCAGCUGACUCCACAGAUACCUCUGACUGGCUUUGUGGCCAGGAUGCAGGAGAGCAUUGCAGAUACUCCCACUCCACCUCCCCCUCCGCCUCCAGAUGACCUACCCAUGUUCGACGACUCUCCUCCCCCUCCGCCGCCUCCUCCAGUUGAUUACGAAGAGGAGGACGCCGCCGUCGUGCAGUACAACGACCCCUACGCCGACGGAGACCCACAGUGGGCACCCAAGAACUACGUCGAGAAAGUGGUGGCCAUCUACGACUACACCAAGGACAAGGACGACGAGUUGUCUUUCAUGGAGGGGGCGAUCAUUUACGUCAUCAAGAAGAACGAUGACGGCUGGUUCGAGGGCGUCUGCAACGGCGUCACCGGACUGUUCCCCGGCAACUACGUGGAGUCCAUCAUGCACUACGCCGACUGAAGGGACCUCGCAGUAACAGUACAGUCUAUUUAUUCAGUCAUAUCAUAAUCCACUGAGAGACUGACCGCAGCAAUCUUUGACUCCUGAGACGCAUAGACAUAACUGUAUGAUCCACUUUUGAUAUGACAGAAUGUUCUUUCCCUUACUGAUUGCAAAUAAAAUGAAAAGUAAUAUCUAUUUAGUUUAUUUUGGUGUUAUAUGGGUGGGUGGGGGACAUUUAUGGAAUAUGUUUAAAAAAAAAAAAAAAAUUGGACUGCAUACGCUCACAACGGUUGAACUCAAAGACGAUGGUCACACAGCUGAAGGACGUACGACAUCAUCUCGCCUGGACAGAAAUUUUGUGAACAAAAGUAUUAGGUUAAAUGGAACAAAUGAAACAUUACCGUCGUGUAGACACCCGCAAGUGUUUGUACUGUCAGUUGUAUAUAAUGUGAGCUGCAGCCACUUGGGUUUAUGUAAUGUGAAUUCAGUGAAUGUCGAUCAUAUGAUAGUUUUCAUUAGUGGUGCCCUCCUCCACUCCGUGAGGCUCAUCUGUAAAAUGAAAUACAGAUGGCCUGUCGAUGAUAAACAGAUUUAAAUACUGUAUAUGGUAUUUCAAAGAUAAUUACUCCUGAAAAUCAGUCUUGGCUUUAAAGCAUGCAAAAUUUUAAGAGAUAUAUAAUGUAAUCUUAAGUUUAUUGCCAUUAUGCUUCCAUUAUGUUGUAAAUGUAUUCACCUUUUUAUUUUUUAUGACUGUUGAAAUCACUGAACUCUUUGGACGCUGAAGUGAAUUUCAGGCGUUCCCAUGGUCUCACCCUCCAAAUGCAGAUUUGCAUUUGAUUUGCAUCAUAAAAAUGAAAUGGAGUUUACUUUUUCAUGCAUCUUAGAUCUGUUUGAAGCAAUAGAACACAUUCCCCCUUUUUUUUUGGCUUAUCAAGAGUUUUUUAGAUUAUGUCGCAUCACUGUUAUUAACUUUCUACUAAUCCACAUGAAACCUGUAGGAUCCAGUGGUAACAUUGGCAAUAAUGGACUCAGACAGCGGGCGGUGUGCAGUGAUAAUUAGACUGGAAAUUGUCUUGCCUGACACUGCCAUGUGACAAUUCAGAUGUAACGUAGACCAAUAAACAACUCUAAUACCUCCUCAGUCUUCACCAAGCAACAACGACCUGCUCUGGGUUCAAGGACCAUGCUGAAUGCUCUGAACAUGAAAUCCUCUGGGCUGCACAGGUGUACAUAUUGUAACUAAAAUCAGCCAAUGAACAUUAGGUUUCACUCAGGUCUAGGAAUCGUCUUUAUAACAUUGUAUUUUUUUUCUGUUGGCCCAUGAUCGAAUUUUUUGACUUUCAAUUGCAUUCUCCUUCCACCGUUGACCAUUUCAGGCUACUGCAGCGCUGCCUUGAUAUUUUGCCCGUUUGCUUUAGUAUUUCCAAUUUAAAGAAAAAAAAAGUGUUCCAGCUUAAUUUCAUGGGUAGAAAUAUUGAAGUCUAUCCCUGUCUGCCCUUCAUUUGUACAUAUAAUAUGUUGAUUGAAAAGUUAAUGUACAGUCUUUUAUAAUAAACAAUUCUAU
Molecule: messenger RNA, 3235 nt
Organism: Chelmon rostratus (copperband butterflyfish)
Lineage: Eukaryota; Metazoa; Chordata; Actinopteri; Chaetodontiformes; Chaetodontidae
Gene: abi1a
Product: abl-interactor 1a
Exons: 11
Coding region: 52-1689 (545 amino acids)
Cellular component (GO): intracellular anatomical structure; lamellipodium
Molecular function (GO): SH3 domain binding
Source: RefSeq, a predicted model, not a curated record